Molecule: messenger RNA, 3199 nt
Organism: Electrophorus electricus (electric eel)
Lineage: Eukaryota; Metazoa; Chordata; Actinopteri; Gymnotiformes; Gymnotidae
Gene: cxcl12b
Product: chemokine (C-X-C motif) ligand 12b (stromal cell-derived factor 1)
Biological process (GO): immune response; chemotaxis; defense response
Cellular component (GO): extracellular region
Molecular function (GO): chemokine activity
Source: RefSeq, a predicted model, not a curated record
UCUUCCUCCUCCUCAUCAGCAUGUGGGAGUGCUCUACUGCCGCUCUCAAGUCUUAGCACAACUGCUGAGCACCCAGGCACCACACUGUGUCCUGGAAGCUGUGAGAAACACAAAAGCUCUCGAUACACACACACACACACACACACACAAUUGCGUACACAUACUUGCUCACUCACCCUUUGCAUGCUCCAACACAAUGGAUGUCAAAGUGCUGGCAGUGGUGGUGUUUUUGACAGUAGCAAUGAGGGAUUCACAGACUGAAGCCAAGCCCAUCAGCCUGGUGGAGCGCUGCUGGUGCCGCGCAACCCUCCACACCGUGCCGCAAAGGAGCAUCCGCGAGAUUAAGUUCCUCCACACGCCCAACUGCCCCUUCCAAGUAAUUGCCAAGCUGAAGAACAACAGGGAGGUCUGCAUCAACCCCAACACCAAAUGGCUGCAACAGUACUUGAAGAACGCCAUUAGCAAGAUAAGAAAAUCGAAAAAGCGCAACAACUAAACACAGAGGUGUGAGGAGAGAGGGUGUGGGCUUCUGACUUCUGCAGAGAUACGUACCACAUGUUUGCCUCUCACUCACACACUCUCUCUCACACACACACACACACACACACACACACACACACUUAACCUGUCCAUCUGUGGACUGCUUGCACAAACAGCACUUCGCUUAAAACGCCUUUCAUUCUGCACGCAGCCAGCACUACAGCUCAUCAGAACCAACACCACAACCACCCACCCACACCCACAGCACCACUGUGCCAGACGCUUUGAGACUUUUCAUUCUGAUGCUGGUGUGCUGCAGAACUGAGUGAUUGUAUAAGAGCAAAAAGGUAGCCAUCAGUUAGUGUUUGCAAGAGACAUAUUCAAGGGGGGGGGUCAGAGAGAUAGACAGACAUGCAUCAUACCUGCAGCUCUUAAAUUUGUAAUGUUAACCUAUGAUCAGCUUUUGCUAUUUAGUCCCAGAUGACCAGACCCGUAACCUCAGAAAGGAGCUGAUCCUGGAUCAGCCGUCCUUCUCCCUCAUGCCUGCAGGGACUGCUUGGAUUCUGGGUGCUAAGAGCACAUCUGCAUGCUGACAGAUGGCUCAGCUGCGCCCCCUACAGGGAGACAGAUCCCAUGCUACAAAUGCACUGCCAAAAACAGAAGCAGACUCGAGUGGGCAAAGCUUUCUACAACCUGAUCUCCUCAUGUUAAAUCACAUUAGUAGUCUUUUUUUUUUUUUCUUCUUCAAAAAGUUGCUUUAAGCUCAAAUGCUAGAUGUAACAAAUUAAAGAUUUUUUAAGUCAAUAUUAGAAAGUCAGUCCCUUAUCUCCACAUUCAUGGCAAACCAGGUAGCGAGCUGAACCAAGACUGAGCCGCUACUUUGAGACUCAUGACACAAAUAUCUUGCUUUGCUACAGCGAUGCACUGACGGAGUCAGCCUUAUGUUCUGUUAUUUCGGUUUGUUUUUGUUUGUUUGUUUUGUUGUUAAUUACAUGCAUGUCUGCAACAAUGCAACUUUCACAUCAAUGCAAUCACAUCUUGGCAGCUGAAACCUUGGUAUGGAACACGUGUCAGUACUGUCGCCCUCCUCACAAGCAGAGCCUGCAGCCCGCUGACUUUCUGCCACAGGUCAAAUUGUUGCCAUGUUGAUUUUCUUUCUGUUCUAGUUUCAUAACAGCUGGAUCACCAAAAGAAAGCAUUUCUACGCCUCCAAGCAAAUUAAAUUAGUUUAUAUUUCAUGAUUAUGUAGAUGUGCUCUACAGAUGUCAAACUUUUUAGUGAUCCAGCAUUUCAGUUUUGUAUUACGGAUGCAUUAUAUUUUCUGUGAAUGUUAAGCUCCCAUGUACUAAUCGGCCACCCGGACUUCACACGGGAACAGUGGAAAAAGGGGACCAAAUAUUACCUAAAUAUUAACCUAUGAAAAACUGUAAAUAUUCCGAGUAUUUGAGAACCUGUUUAGAACGAGGUGUUUAGAAUGUUGGACAGCCAUUUCUGUAAUGACGAAAAUGUGUAAAGCCCUUUCAGUGCUUAACGUUUCCCUGAAUGAUGCGGCAGGCGCUCUCCUACUGAGCCACUCAGCUAUGAUUCUGAAUUAAUUACUCAUUGAGGGAUUUAUUUUUGUGUCGUUUUAUUGUAUAAUCUAAUUAUGAACACAAGGAACUGUAUGAAGAAAUUGUUCAGAGAGUAUUAUAGGCUUGGGCACAGGUAACAUUUCAUGUUAAUGUUUAUAUUAAUACUAAUAAUCACUUGGAAUGUCAUUCUGUAUACUAGAAGGAAAAAUCAAAUGCCGCAUCUAAAUGUAAAUAAUUACAAAGGAACAUUAUAAAAGGGUUGAUGGUUGGACACAUUAAAAACAACAACAACAAAAAGCAUUUUGUUUAGUGUGCCACAGUGGAACAGUGUUAUUACCAGUGGACUGCCAGCUAAUGCACAGCUACACUUUUAAAUUCCCCCUUUAAUGGUGUAAUUAUGUUGAAAAAGAAAGAAAAAAGUUAAUAUGUGGGUUUGAUUUCUGAGGGACUGGGAGGCUUCUGAAAGAGCCAAAACAUGCUUGUUAUCAGGCUACUCCAGCAAGCACUUGACUGCUGUGCCUUUUCUUGCUGUGUAUUAUUUCCUGUGUUGCUAAAAAGGGCCUGGCGUGGCUGUGCAGAGGGUGUUUCUGCUCCAAGCGCCGAGGCCAACGGCCGCAGAAAGCCACAACGUACCUGAUUCAUACCCUGUUUUUGUUGUAGUUAAUUACAGAUAGUGUUCUUAGGAAUAAUGUACUGGCAUUUUUUUUUAAAGCCUCACACAAGGAACUGUGGGAAACAGCUAUGACCGUGGGGUCAAAUCCCAGAAAUCAAGGGCUCUUUCAUUUCAGCCAAAUCAACACAGAAGUGCAAUCUUGCACUUUUAAUUCACUGAUAGAGUUUGACACAGAUUUUGAGUUCACCUUGAUUCAUUUUACCGUCUGAGUUAGCCUUGACGUGACGGAACUGACCCCAGACCAGGACAUGGCCUGUAAAUCCCCUUUUCCUAACGUGAACCUGAAGAGGUGCUAUAGAAAUCGUUAUCGUUCUCCCCAGACAAUGUGAAUCAGGAUCUGGAGCAGCUCUCUGCGUCCGCAUCUUCCUGUAGAAUGUUUUUGUUCUUAUACAUCUAUACGCUCACAGUUUGUAAUAAUGAAUUGAGAUGAAUAUAUUUAGUCACAUUUUCCAAUAAAGGUAUUGAAAACCAAAAA